CGAAGUGCCGUUUCACCGUCGGUGGGAGAAUCCACGCGGGGGAGGAGGAAUGGCCUCGCGCACCGGGACGUGAGCAGGAUGCCAGCGGUGGACGCGCGCUCUCUUUUAGGGGGAUUUCUCGCGCUGCAGCUGCUGCAGCCGCUCCUCGUGCAGGACCCGGAAGCUCGCGCUUAGGAGCAAGCUCGCGCUCCAGCUGUGCUGCAUCUGCACCUGCCUGUACCUUCUUCAGCUGCUGCACCAGAGCAAACGGGGAAGAUGAUGUGUGAAGUGAUGCCCACGAUUAGCGAGGACACGGCCAUGAGCCAGAGAGGCUCUCAGAGCAGUGCCUCGGACCCAGAUUCGCACUUCGAGCAGCUUAUGGUAAAUAUGCUGGACGAACGGGACCGUCUCCUGGACACUCUGAGAGAAACCCAGGAAAGCCUGGCACUUGCACAGCAGCACCUGCAGGACGUCAUCUACGACCGCGACUCACUACAGCGCCAACUCAGCUCCGCACUGCCACAGGAGUUUGCGGCCCUGACAAAGGAGCUGAACGCCUGCCGAGAGCAGCUUCUGGAAAAAGAGGAGGAGAUAUCAGAACUGAAGGCUGAGAGGAAUAACACCAGGCUGCUUCUGGAGCAUUUGGAGUGUUUAGUAUCGAGGCAUGAGCGGUCACUCCGUAUGACAGUGGUGAAGCGUCAGGCCCAGUCUCCCUCAGGAGUGUCCAGUGAGGUGGAGGUCCUCAAAGCACUAAAGUCCCUGUUUGAGCACCACAAGGCCCUGGAUGAAAAGGUCAGAGAGAGAUUGCGUGUUUCACUGGAACGAGUCUCUGCCUUGGAGGAGGAGCUAACUGCUGCCAAUCAGGAGAUUGUUGCCUUAAGGGAACAGAAUGCUCACAUUCAGAGGAAGGUGGCAUCAGGAGAUGGAGCUGAGGACCUGCUAGAGGGCACUGAUCAGAAAGUCCAUGGCAAGCGUUUGUCGAAUGGUUCUCUGGAGUCUGGCGAUGAGGCUGGUCAGGUUGUGGAGCUGCAGGAGCUGCUGGAGAAGCAGAACUUUGAGCUGGCUCAGAUGAAGGACAGGAUGUCUUCUCUGUCAUCCAGAGUGUGCGAGGUGGAGCAGGAGCUUGAGACGGCCAGGAAAGACCUGAUCAAGAGCGAAGAGAUGAACAACAAAUACCAGAGAGACAUCAAAGAGGCCAUGUGUCAGAAGGAGGAUAUGGAAGAGCGGAUUGUAACUCUGGAGAAACGUUACCUCAGUGCCCAGCGGGAGUCCACCUCACUCCAUGACAUCAGCGACAAACUAGAGAACGAAUUAGCCAAUAAGGAGGCUUUCCUCAGACAGAUGGAGGAAAAGAACAGGCAGCUGCAAGAAAGGCUGGAGUUAGCUGAGCAGAAGCUGCAGCAGACCAUAAGAAAAGCAGAGACACUGCCAGAGGUGGAGGCUGAACUCGCACAGAGGAUAGCAGCACUAACUAAGGCAGAGGAAAGACAUGGCAGCAUUGAAGAGCGAAUGCGGCAGUUAGAAGGGCAGCUGGAGGAGAAGAACCAGGAACUUCUGAGGGCUCGUCAGAGAGAGAAGAUGAAUGAGGAACACAAUAAGCGUCUGUCGGACACAGUGGACCGUCUGCUUACAGAGUCAAACGAGCGACUCCAGCUCCAUCUGAAAGAGAGGAUGGCAGCGCUAGAGGAGAAGAAUGUUUUAAUACAAGACUCAGAGAGCUACAGAAAACAGCUAGAAGACUCCAUCCAUGAAAAGGGUCAAUUGGCAGAGGAAAUUGAGAAGCUAAGGGCGGAGCUCGAUCAGUUCCGGCUGAGGGCGGGGUCACUGACAGAGCCAACGCUGUCACGGUCUCACCUUGAUGCGUCCACAGAGCUGCGUUACUCUCUAGGUUCUCUGGCUGAGACUCAGUCUGACCACUACCGCUCAGCCAAGGUCAUUCGUCGACCACGGAGAGGACGUGUGGGGCUCCGCAGGGAAGAGCAGAAAGCGAAGUCUCUGGGUGAGCAUGAAUGGAGGUCACAGCAGCUCGGCGUCCUGGGAGGCCAUCCGUUCGAGAGCGAUACAGAAAUGUCAGACAUUGACGACGAUGACCGAGAGACCCUGUUCAGCUCAAUGGACCUGCUGUCCCCAGGUGGUCACUCUGAUGCUCAGACACUCGCCAUGAUGCUGCAGGAACAGCUGGAUGCCAUUAACAAAGAAAUACGGCUGAUACAGGAAGAGAAGGAGUCGACAGAGCUGCGUGCAGAGGAGAUAGAGAACCGUGUGGCAAGUGUGAGUUUGGAGGGGUUAAACCUGGCUCGAGCUCAUCACCCUGCAGCCUCCAUCACAGCCUCUGCAACAGCUUCAUCGCUGGCCUCAUCAUCACCACCCAGCGGCCAUUCAACCCCCAAACUCACCCCACGCAGCCCAGCACGUGACAUGGAGCGCAUGGGGGUCAUGACGCUGCCCAGUGACCUGAGAAAGCACAGGAGAAAGAUUGCAGCGGUAGAUGAGGAUGGCCGAGAGGAUAAGGCUACAAUAAAGUGUGAAACGUCUCCCCCUCCGACGCCUCGUCAAGUCCGCAUGACACACACACUCCCAGCAUCCUCUCACAAUGACGCACGUCUGGCUGCUACAUUAGAGACCGAAGCCAGUGCACUAAGCAGUGUUGCUAGCAGCCAGGAUUCACUCCACAAACAGCCGAAGAAAAAAGGAAUAAAGUCCUCAAUUGGCCGUCUGUUCGGGAAAAAAGAGAAAGGCAGACUGGGACAGCUGGGCAAAGAGCUGAUGGGACCGGGACAAGUUGGAAAUGUGUCUGACCCUGAGUUGCUGGGUCAAGACAUUGCUGUGGGCAAACUGGGUACUCAAGCAGAGAAGGAUCGCAGGCUGAAGAAGAACGGGCAUGAGUUGCUGGAGGAGGCGAGAAGGAAAGGGUUGCCCUUUGCUCAGUGGGAUGGUCCUACAGUAGUAGCUUGGCUGGAGCUGUGGUUGGGGAUGCCAGCAUGGUAUGUAGCAGCAUGUCGUGCAAACGUAAAAAGUGGAGCAAUCAUGUCGGCACUGUCAGAUACAGAAAUUCAAAGGGAGAUCGGCAUCAGUAACCCUCUACACCGCCUCAAACUGAGACUUGCUAUACAGGAGAUGGUCUCUCUUACCAGCCCGUCAGCCCCACCCACCUCCAGAACCCCUUCAGGCAAUGUGUGGGUGACCCACGAGGAAAUGGAGACGCUUGCAGCCCCCUCUAAAACGAAGUCGGAGUCAGAAGAGGGAAGCUGGUCUCAGACACUGGCAUAUGGGGAUAUGAACCACGAGUGGAUUGGUAACGAGUGGCUGCCCAGUCUCGGCCUACCUCAGUAUCGCAGCUACUUCAUGGAAUGCCUGGUAGAUGCACGUAUGCUCGACCACCUGACCAAGAAGGACCUCAGAGUGCACCUGAAAAUGGUGGACAGCUUCCACAGAACAAGUCUACAGUAUGGAAUAAUGUGUCUGAAGAAGCUGAACUACGAUCGCAAGGAGCUAGAGAGACGACGAGAGAGCAGCCAACAUGAGAUGAGAGAUGUGCUGGUGUGGAGUAAUGAGCGUGUGAUUCGCUGGGUCCAGAGCAUCGGUCUCCGUGACUACGCCAACAUCCUGCUGGAAAGCGGAGUCCAUGGAGCACUAAUCGCCCUGGACGACAACUUUGACUACAGCAGCCUGGCUUUACUGCUGCAAAUCCCCAACCAAAACACUCAGGCCCGUCAGAUCCUGGAGAGAGAAUAUAAUAACCUGCUGGCCCUGGGAACAGAGAGACGUCUAGAUGAGGAUUUUCGGGGACCCUCAUGGAGAAGGCAGUUUCCUCCCCGGGACAUCCAUGGGAUCAGCAUGAUGCCUGGAUCAGCAGAGACGCUGCCAGCAGGAUUCCGCCUUACAGCCACGUCAGCACACUCCCGCAGACUACCACCAGAGGUUCUAUAUGAAGUGACGGAUGACAGUCCAGACGACUUGUAUUUGGACUGGUUUCAAGUUGGGCCGUCAGCAGUGCAGCGGCUGGACAGUUCCACUGUGAGGACCUACUCAUGCUGAGAGAGGGAGGACACACAACUAUGUCUUUUCUAGAGGAGUCUUAUAAUUUUGAGGGAAAGGUCCCUGGGCCUGGAAGAGAAUUCUGCUGAGUCACACUGCCAAGAGAACAAACGUCGCUCCAAGGGAGAGGGGCAAAAGGGGGCGGGGGUUUGCCAGUUACCCCCCCUUCUACAUAAACAAGCCAAGGCCACAACCCAGGCACCGUGUCCAGGUGCUAAUUCACUCCUGCCCUUUCUACCUUUUACACGACCCUUGUACUUCAGUGCGCCUGCAGUGCCACUCUUCUACAGGGGAUGUGCAGGUUUAGCUGUAAAUGAAUAUAAAUACACUGUUUUUUAUAUAUCUAUAAACAUGUCUGUAUAAAAAGAAGGAGGAAAAAAAUAAUACAAGAACAUAUUCAGACUUUGUGCAGAUUUCGUCUCUUAAUGUCAUGGCUUUGUUUCUCACCUCUGGUUUGGCGGGAAGCUUGUGCUACAAGGUUUUAGUAUUUUUCCUGCUUUGGUGCGACUGAUUCUGCAUAAUAAUGAGCCCUUAGCUCAAAUAUGGCAUGUUAGAAGAGGGAAAACACAAACCUGUGCAAUGCAAAGGCAAUCCAGGACUGGCAUGGAGAAGCACUGGUUUAAACAGUGCUGCUGUUUGACCUGAAAUGGAAUACAUGCUGUUUUGUUUUUUAUUUUGUUUUCCUGCCAUUGUGUGGAUGAGAGUGUCGAGGUCCCUCAUGCUCUGCUGGUUCCCAUCAGACACAGGAGAACACACCUUCAUCGGAUACACCACAGCUGAACCCUUUGAAGAGAGACUGUUUACUUGGAAAGUGGAGUUCUAGAAUUUUGAAAGUGGUUCUAGAAUGUAGAAUAUGUUAGAAUUUCUUAGACACCAUUGUGACAUUAAUAGAAACUCUCGUUAAUGCAACAUUCCAUUCUUCUAGGCACAACCGUGCACUCCUGAAAGGGUUAAAUAUGACGGGUCCGAUGCUGCUGUAGUGGGGUGUUUUUUUCCCCAUCUGUGGGCUAAACCACUGAUCCCCAGUGGUGGCACUGCAAGCAAUUUACAGGUUCAGGAUGGGCUCAGUUCUAAAUGGCUCUUCAUUUGGCUCUACACAUGGGGUUUGUUUCAAUACCAGUAUAGUGAGCUGCAUUGCUCCCUACUGCCUACAUAGGCAUCUGUGUAGGCAGGCAGGAUUUUAAUCAAAACGGAGCCACAUUUGGGCAUUGAUUGCAUCACUAGGGGCCACAUGUAUGAAGGUUGUGUAAGCAUAAAAUAAAUGAUAGUUAUCUACAUAAAGAUUGAUAUUAAUGAAAGUGAGACUUGCUGUAAUAACAUGCUCUUUCCCAUAUUUGGAAGUGGUGUAUAAAUAUUUUAAGAGUGACUGGGAAUUACUGACAACAUGUGGAACUGCAGAAUUCACUGAAAACGUGACCGUCAGUUCAUGACUGAAUCCAAUAAAGACAGACAGAUCACAUUCUGUGCAUUUUAUACUGAUAGCCAAGUUGGUCAUAACUGGGGGAGGGGGAUCUAAUACACAUGGCCCCACUUGUUCCUGCUUUUCCACAACAACAUUACAAAGCCAUUACUAUAUAAUAUAUUCAACAGCAAUACUCAACAAUAUGAAAAUUUAGCUAUUUGAAACAACAGCCUGAGGUGACCGGUAUAGCUUGCUAAUCUGCAGGUAUCUUCUGCAUACCAAAUUCUGUAAAAUGACUGCAAAUUCAGUGACAUCUGUACGUUUACAUGAUAAAAACUCAGCCCCACACAUUUGAAAAUAGCUUCUGCCACCUCAAAUAACGAAAUUCAAGCGCACUUUGCACUGCACUGUAGAAUUGGCUUAUAAAUUAUGGAUACAUAUGAUGCCAAAUUUGGCCAAACUGAGACACUACAGUAGGCAGCGUAUGUAACGGAUUAAAUAAGAUGGAUUAGUUUUCCCUAGGAAUGUAGUUUUUAAUGAGAGGCUGAUUGGCUUUGUAUGAUUAAAUAUUGUAUGAUAAAGUAUUUAUGUAAAUUCUUUAAAUCAUCCCAGAUGGUCCCAAUCAAAACAUCAUGGCCUCCAUGUUCACAUCAGCUUUAAAACUGCACUAAAGUAGGUCCAAAUAAAUAAGCAAACAAAAACCUCCAGUUGAUGAACUUCCAUUCUUCUAAUUAGGCCAUCAUUAAAAGUGUUACAUUACAGUACAAAUAUAACUGUACAAAUAUUAUGGUAGUCCUGUUUUGAACUACCAAGUCAAGCCCAUUUUAACGGUCAGUCUUGUCCUCCAGGCACCAAAAAGAAGUGGAGGUUACUGUUGAUUUGACUACUAUUAUCAGGGAAGCAAACGGAACGUAAUUAUUACUUAGCAGACUUGUAAAAACUACAGACAUUUCAGAGUCAUACUGGAUUAAAAUCACAGAUGACAUAGGUGGUCACUCAAAUUACAGCACAUCCCCAGGUCAGACUGAUGCAGUUCCAAUAAGGCUUUAGACAGCCUUUGCGUCAGGUUCCACAUGUACUGAGACAUAGCCAUAAAGUGACACCAACAGGCUCGUGCCCCUUAAGCUAAAUAUAGAGUCAUUUCAGAUUUUGCCUUGCACUAGUAAACUCACUUUGUCUCAAAAUCUCAUCACUCUACAAGAACCCUGCAAGAGUUCACUCAAAACAACACCACUUAUCUACCAAUCCAACAGCCUCAUCUCAAUAAGAGCUAAACCCCCUACUUCAACAGUCAUAGGAGAAAUAACUACAAGACAGGCUUAGCUCCUAGUGAACGUAGAGUGUAUAUCAACUUGUUGAGUCCAGACUAAACUUUUAAAAAGACAAAACCUGUUGCUUGCUGUGACUUAUUUUGGUGUAAAACUGUUGAACUAUUUUCUGUAGAAGUUGCCGGGGUAACCUCUUGUACAGACCUCCUUUCCUGUCUUUGAGUUAUUUCUGCCAUAAAGCGGAUCUGCAGAGUUUAUACAUCCUUGUUUUGCACGUACAGAGAAUCAUUUUAUUUUGUGUCCAUUUUUUUAUUUAUUACUGAUUGUAUUUUGGUCAAAACUAUGUGGUGAUCAAAGAAGUUUUCAUUGUCAAUAAAAAGUAACAUCAAA
Messenger RNA from Pygocentrus nattereri (red-bellied piranha), 7077 nucleotides. It is a transcript of the gene ppfia2, whose product is annotated as PTPRF interacting protein alpha 2. Gene Ontology annotation, molecular function: protein binding. Gene Ontology annotation, biological process: synapse organization. The record is from RefSeq and is a predicted model, not a curated record. Bases 256 to 4017 code for a protein of 1253 amino acids. Gene Ontology annotation, cellular component: presynaptic active zone. The transcript has 33 exons. Lineage: Eukaryota; Metazoa; Chordata; Actinopteri; Characiformes; Serrasalmidae.